Messenger RNA from Acipenser ruthenus (sterlet), 2401 nucleotides. RefSeq names its product glucagon-like peptide 2 receptor. Gene Ontology annotation, biological process: adenylate cyclase-modulating G protein-coupled receptor signaling pathway; cell surface receptor signaling pathway. The transcript is spliced from 13 exons. Lineage: Eukaryota; Metazoa; Chordata; Actinopteri; Acipenseriformes; Acipenseridae. Gene Ontology annotation, molecular function: peptide hormone binding; glucagon receptor activity. Gene Ontology annotation, cellular component: plasma membrane. The coding region runs from base 1 to 1707 and encodes 568 amino acids. The record is from RefSeq and is a predicted model, not a curated record.
AUGGAGGAGAGCCAGGGCUGGGGUGGGGAUAGGCGGGCAGGUCGAGGGGUGAGAGGGCAAAGGGAGUCAACACAGGAGGUUAGGGACGAGAAAAGGGUAGAGGUAGUCAAGUCUACAGAGAGUUGGGAGAAGGAGUUGAUAGAGGGGAGGUGCAAGAGAGCAGCAGAGGAGAAGACAGAGGGGGGAGAGGAAAUUGAGGUUUUGGUGGUCAUGGGGUCUCUGCUAGAUGAUACGAUAAGGAAGUGGUUGGACUAUAAGGUAAAUUGUAAGAAGACAUUAACACCCACAAACAUCAACAGAUCUGCGGUGUACUGCAACGCAUCAUUUGACCAGUUUGCCUGCUGGCCAGAAUCCCCUCCUGGAAACGUUUCAGUGCCUUGUCCUCAUUACCUGCCCUGGAUAAAGGAAGUGGGUGCUGGUUAUGUGUACAGAUACUGCACUGAUAAUGGGACCUGGCUUACUGUUGAAAACUCAACAGAAGUCUGGAGGGAUCACUCUGAAUGCUCCGAACACAACCAUCACUUCAAACAACAGGAAGACAAGCAUGUACCGGUAGAUCUUUCAGUUCUCCAGUUUGUCUAUACCAUAGGAUACUCCCUAUCACUCUCCUCACUCUUGCUGGCUGUUCUCAUUUUACUAUUGCUGAGGAAACUUCACUGCACCAGAAACUACAUCCACAUUAAUUUGUUUGCUUCCUUUAUGUUUCGCGCUGUGUCAAUUCUUGUCAAAGACAUCAUUCUUCACAUCACCUACGCUAAGAGACCCACAGACGAAACAGGAUGGAUAUUCUAUUUUAACUCAGAGAUUUCUGUAGCCUGCAGAGUCAUGCAAGUUUCCAUGCACUAUUUUGUUGGAGCCAAUUUCUUCUGGCUACUAGUUGAAGGAAUCUACCUCCAUUCUUUACUUUUUACUGCUGUUCUAUCGGAAAGAAAAUUGUUAAAGAAAUAUAUGUCCUAUACUGCUGUUCUAUCGGAAAGAAGAUUGUUGAAGAAAUAUAUGUUAAUAGGCUGGGGGACUCCAGUUCUGUUCGUUGUUCCAUGGACAGUGACAAAAGCUAUGUAUGAAAAUAAAGGGUGUUGGGGUACAAAUAUAAACAUGGCAUAUUGGUGGAUUAUCAGAGGACCAAUUUUAUUUUGCAUUACAGUCAAUCUUUACAUUUUUGUAAAAAUACUAAAAUUGUUGCUCUCAAAGCUGAAAGCAGAGAAAAUGCAAUGUAAUGAUUACAAAUCCAGAUUAGCAAGAGCCACCUCGGUCUUAAUCCCGUUGCUGGGGAUCCAAGAGUUUGUGUUUACUUUUGUUACUGAUGAGCAGGUGGAAGGCCAGUCACGGCACAUCAGACACUUCAUCCAGCUAACUAUGAGUUCCUUUCAGGGUUUCCUGGUAGCUUUGUUGUACUGCUUUGCCAAUGGAGAGGUGCAAGCAGAACUUAAAAAGAGAUGGAAACUGUUUCUGUUCGCCAAUCACUUUGAACGUGCUGCUGACUGCAUACUAGGAAAGUAUUUCAAAUACCUUGGGAAGUACUCCAAAAGGCGGAAAAGUCAUUAUUUCCACCGAAAUGAGUUUUACAGAGAUGGGAAGAGACCUUCAAGUGUGAAACUUAGACCAACCGCUCUGGAGUAUUUCACAAGAGGAAGUGUGUCCAGCUCUGAAGGAGAAGGAACUUUGGGUGAAACAUUUGAACAAAUACUCGAAGAAAGUGAGAUUUAAGCCAGACCCGGUGGCAAGCAGCCACUUCGAAAACGAUUGUAAAUAUAUUGAUAACACUAUGUAACACAAUUUUUGUUCCUGGGUAGUAAGUGUUAUUUCCUAACUGCUUAUGCCUCAAAAGUAUAGAAAAUGGCUAUUAUUCCACACAAACUUUGCUUUUGUGACCAGGACAGUGAUAUUUUGAAAUUUACCUAUUUCCAAUGAGAAAACGGGCGAAUUUGUGUCUUUUCGUUCACAUGAAGUCAGAAAAAAACAACAUAUGAAUCCAAAUUAACAUGUAUUUAUACUAAAGUAAUACAAAAAUGACUACAAAAGAUUUAGAAGUGAGUAGUUUUUCGAGAUUUACGAUUAUACUGUAAAUCACUUUCACGAAUCAGCCCCCAAAUGUAGUCUCCCAUCAUGUUCUCGUUAUACUGUCCUUCAUUGACAGCUCAUCCAGGAGCCUCAAAGCAGUGCUGCUCCAUAAUGGUAACAAGUACCCGUCUCUUCCCCUGGCUCACUCGGUGCACCUCAAAGAGGAUUACAACAGCAUCAAGACCUUGCUGGACGCUUUGAAGUAUGAUGAGUACGGCUGUGACCCCCGGAAGGUGCUGAUGCCACCACUGCACAUCAAAUUGGGCCUUAUGAAACAAUUUGUCAGAGCUCUAGAUAAGUAGUCGGCAGCCUUCAAGUACCUUCAAGACUUCUUAACUAA